Molecule: messenger RNA, 1493 nt
Organism: Penicillium cinerascens
Lineage: Eukaryota; Fungi; Ascomycota; Eurotiomycetes; Eurotiales; Aspergillaceae
Product: putative MFS transporter
Exons: 4
Coding region: 24-1493 (489 amino acids)
Biological process (GO): transmembrane transport
Cellular component (GO): membrane
Molecular function (GO): transmembrane transporter activity
Source: RefSeq, a predicted model, not a curated record
CCGUUCUCCAACACGCGAACGAAAUGGGCGACAAGCAGCCGGCAGUGCGACAGGUGGUUGCGCAGGACGAUGCGGUUGUAUAUCUCGAGGGCCACGGGGAUGAGGUCGGGAAUGUCGAUCUCAAAGCACUGCGCCGCAAGAUCGAUCGGCGCUUGAUGCCGUACAUGUUCUGCUGCUACGUUCUGCAGUUCCUGGACAAAGUCAUGCUUAACUAUGCGGCCGUAAUGGGAAUCAAAAAGGACCUGAAACUCACCGGCAAUGAGUUUUCCAACACGGCCACCUGGUUUUUCAUCGCUUACUUGAUCGCUGAAGUUCCCAAUGUCUAUUGUCUACAGAAAGUCCCUGCGGCCAAAUGGCUCGGAGGCAACGUCUUUUUCUGGGGAAUCGCUGCCGCUGCAUCAGCCGGUGCUCACGACUACCGCAGUUUGCUGGCCGCGCGAGUGUUUCUCGGCAUCUUCGAGGCAACCGUUGGCCCAUCGUUGAUGCUCAUCAGUAGCCAGUACUAUACCCGGAGUGAACAGGCACCACGCUUUACCUUUUGGUACGUGGGCCUGGGUGUCGCCCAGAUCCUCGGUGGAAUCAUCUCCUUUGCUUUUCAACAUGUCCACCAUGCAUCCCUGGAAGGUUGGCGCAUCAUGUUUUUGAUGCUCGGUCUGAUCACCGCCGUGGUGGGCACCCUGACCUUCUUCUUCAUUCCGGACACGCCCAUUAAAGCCAAGUGGCUAUCGGAGAGUGAAAAGGUGGCCCUCCUGCAACACGUCGGCGAGAACCAGACGGGUGUUUGGAGUACGACCGUGAACUUGAAACAGAUCCGGGAGUCUGUGUUUGACAUUCAGCUGUGGUUGCUGACCCUGACAACUAUUCUACUUUCUGUAUCGAGUGGUGUUGUGACUACUUAUUCCUCGACUCUGAUUGCCGGUUUUGGCUUCUCCGGUCCCAUUUCGGCCCUGCUUAAUACUCCCUCGGGUAUCGUCAGCAUUUUCUUUACUCUGCUAGUUGGAUACGGUAUCCGAAGGACCUCACACCGCUGGGCUUGGAAUGUUUUGUGUACCAUCCCCGGCAUCAUCGGCGGAGGCCUACUAUCCUUCCUUCCGAAAAACGACACGGCCGGCGUGCUCAUCGGGAUUUAUCUCGUCAACGCCAUCGUGGCAACCCUACCCAUUAUCUACCAGUGGACCAUGGCCAACUGUGCAGGUCACACCAAGCGUGCCUUUGCUAGCGCUCUCGUUGCCGGGUCUUUCUCCAUCGGUAACAUCAUCGGCCCGCAGACCUUCCAAGCCAAAGAUGCACCAGAGUACCGACCUGCCAAGAUUGCCGUUCUUGCCACACAGGCUGGAGCGGCCGUCGUAUCCGUGGUGUUGUUCUUCUACUAUGCCCGGCAGAACCGACGCCGGGAUCAGACCCAGGGCCGUGUGAACGAGACUAUGAUUGACGAAACGAAGUGGGCCGGACUUACUGAUAAGGAGAAUCCCCACUUCCGAUAUGCCUACUGA